Messenger RNA from Racocetra fulgida, 443 nucleotides. The record is from the annotation of a GenBank genome assembly. NCBI's taxonomy places the organism in Eukaryota, Fungi, Glomeromycota, Glomeromycetes, Diversisporales, Gigasporaceae.
UUAUGCUUAAUACUGAUAGCGCAAUGUUUCAUAUUGGUUUAAUCCCAUCUCGAUGGUAUAAUGAUAUAUUAUCUACUCCACAAGAAGAGUAUAAUCAAGGAUUUGGGUAUGCUAAAAAAGCCAUCAAUUUGGCGCUUCAAUUAGGUGAAGAGGAUGAAUUAAAUGAACUUUUACUAGAUUGGAUCAAUAAAAAAGAGAGAAAGAUUCGUGAUAGUAGAUUGGAAGAUGAAACAUUAAAUAUUAGCAACCCUUAUCAAAUACGUACAAAAGGUGCUCCAAAAAAGCGAUUAAAGAGUGUAUUAGAAAUUAUUUCUAAUACUAAUAAUAAAAAUCAAUGCAAUAACAAUUCGGAUAAAGAUGUUGUUAAUCAGGGAAGAUAUAUUUGUAGCACUUGCAAAAAUAUUGGACAUAAUGCUCGUACUUGUGAAUUAAAAAAAAAGUAA